Messenger RNA from Marchantia polymorpha subsp. ruderalis, 2801 nucleotides. Lineage: Eukaryota; Viridiplantae; Streptophyta; Marchantiopsida; Marchantiales; Marchantiaceae. The record is from the annotation of a GenBank genome assembly.
UUCGAAAGCGAACGAGGCGGAGAGUGAUUACCUCUGUGACAAGAGAAUUGAGGUGAGCUCAGUGCAGCUCGAAGGCGCAGACAUUUGAUGUUUGUUCAUGCUCGUUCGCGGAGAAGCCUUUGGGGCGCCGGGAUAAUGAUGAACGUCGUGGCAAUGUGGAUGCUGCUCUCGUCGCUGGGAGCAGCGAUGGUGUUGUCGCCGGAGCCGGUGCUGGUGAAGCCCGGGGAGUCCUCUCAUCCCCUGAAGGCGGCGAGGGAUGCUUCCAAGGAGUCGAUCGGGUACGCGGCGGAGGCAGCUCGCAAGACCGGCGAGGGCAUCCGGCAAACGGUGGCAUCGGGAGUGCAGUCCACCGGCGACAUGGCUCACUCUGCCAUGGACGCCGUCAAGGACACAUCGCAGGCCGGGCUGGAGAAAAUCGGUCUGGCCUCGCCGGAGCGGAGCACCUUCGAGCAGUGGGAAAUGGGCCUUCAAGCUGCCAAAGACAAAGCCGCAGCUGCCGCCGGGGGAACUCGGGCCACUGUGGCCGAUGCUGCCGAUCGCGCUCAACAGAGUUUCGACAACCUGAAGAAUCACGGCAAGUUGGACUCUCCCAGCGCCACAGAGCUCGCUCGGGAGAAGUAUGAGAAUCUGAAGAAGUAUGGUCAGACGGAACCGCCGAGCACCACUCAAGUCGUGAAGGAAAAAGCAGCCGGUGCCUACGACGCCACCAAAGAAGCAGCAGGCGAUGCCGCCUCUGCUGUCAAAGAUAAAGCAGAGCAGGCAGCCAAGGGUGUGAAAGACACGGUGCUCGGAGCAGGGGAGACGAUUCAAGACGGUGCCCAUUACACUUACAAGACUGCAGAAGAAGCCGCUGCUGCAGCGAAAGAGAAAUUGGAGAAUGUGGCUGGAAGCGUGAAGAAGACAACUAAAGACAGUGUCCAGUACGGAGAAGACAAGUCCUCUGAGAGUGCUGACUAUGUCAGUGAUCUUGCACGCAAGAUUGCCCAGACAGUGCAGGACAACGUCGGCGAGGCAGGAGCAAAAGCUUACGAUACGGCCAAUUCUGCUAAGGACUCCACUUACGACACCGUGGGAAGCGCUUACGAAUACGCCGCCGAUGCUUUGAAAGAUGUAAGUGGGAAGACUUCGGACGCCUCUUAUCCAGAGCAGAUGAAAAUGGCGACCGAGAAGGCCGCAGAGAUUCUGAGGAAUAGAGGAAAAGAUGCCGCGAAUCUCAUGCCCAACGUUGGACAGGGCCUCUCAAUGAGCGGGUCAUCUGACAGCAGCCUCAAAGAGAAAGCAGACGAGUACAUUGAUUCUGCCAAAGACAAAGCCGGAGAAUACUACGAGAGUGCGAAAGAGGCCGUGGCAGGCAGUGCCAAGAAACCGCAGACCAACUGGAGAGAAGAGUUUCUGAACAAGGUAGGAAUCAGGGAAGAGGCAGAUCUUUCCAAAGUUGAUGUUGUGGUUGGAAAUAUCAAUGGGUACUGGAAUGGUCGUGACUGGAGUGGUUCGGGAUUAUUUCAGAAAGCCGGUGAAGCUCUGAAUACCGCUGCAUCAGGAACCCAGGGUGCUGCGAAAACUGUCUCAGACGGAGUGCACAAUGUUGGAGAACGCAUCCGAAGCACCAGAGAUGGGGUUGUCAAUGCAGCGAAGCACAUGACGGGGAAAGCUGCCGACGCAGUCCAUGAAACUAAAGACGGUGCAAGAGAUGGUGCACGAGACACAGCUGGAGGUCGUACUGACACCUUGUCUCGAUCUCGAUCCAAACUCAACAAUACAGCGUCUCCGAACGCGGAGAACAGUGACGAGCAGCCUGGGAACGGGUCAUUCCCUUCCAUGUGGAGGUGGGUGGGAUACGCCACAGCAGCCUGGCUGGUUUCCUCCAUCAAAGCCGCACAUCUGUUCUCAUUCUCCUCCACUUAUGGAGCAUCUCUCUGGGUGACCUUCGUAUCUGGUUACCUGCUCUCGCGUACCAUUCCCAGGCAUCAGUUUGGUUUCGUGCAGAGCAAAAUGUUUCCAAUAUACCUGCGUCUCAUCGGAGUUGGCCAGGGUCUCUGCCUCGUAUUAUACAUGGUUUUACACCCGUGGACGCACUCUAACUUCGCCGAGAAGUUACAACACUUCAAUCUCUGGACCGUCAUGGUGUCAACCUUGAUGAACAUAUUCUUCUUGGAACCAAGGGCUACAAAGAUCAUGUUCGAGAAGAUGAAAAUAGAGAAAGAGGAAGGGAGUAGGGUGGAGGAGACUGCCGAGAAGUCGAGACAUUCGAACGUUUCCGUAGGAGGAACAACAUCAGUAGAUAACUCUACGGAGAGUCGCGUGAAAGAAGUUAACCACAAUUUUAAUGUGUUGCACGGCUGGUCGUCCAUAGUCAAUCUCCUGGGAUUGCUCGGAGAAACGUGGCAUCUGUGGCACAUAUCUCGUGGUAUGUCAAUCUAAGUGGACAGUGCAAAAGUUAAACCAGUCAAAAUUUAGCCCUCAAGCCAGAGAGAGCCAGUUCAAAUUGUAGUCAAUGAGAAAUAAUGCAGAUGUAUCGAUUCAACUGUCGACCGGGUUAAAGGUGCUGAUAGGUAGAGCCUAUGUAUAUACGGCUGUCAGUAACAGAGUAAAAUGAUUAGUUUUAGCAGUGUAAAAAUGAGUGCGGAAAUAGUGUUACAGGCUAUUACUGAUUCAGAUUAGUGGGAAAGCGAACUGCGUCAGCAGAUCUAAAUAUUGUAAUUUCAGUUUAGGUUGAUGACGAUCGAACAAUUUUUUACUCUGCCGAUCAUCAAUCCGAUGGGUAAAACCAUGAAGUAAAGUCGGAAUGUCAAUAUUUACAG